Molecule: messenger RNA, 1854 nt
Organism: Sycon ciliatum
Lineage: Eukaryota; Metazoa; Porifera; Calcarea; Leucosolenida; Sycettidae
Product: RIIa domain-containing protein 1-like
Exons: 4
Coding region: 119-412 (97 amino acids)
Source: RefSeq, a predicted model, not a curated record
AAGUGGCGUGCAAGUGCGGUACUGACUCGCUUUGUAGCUGGACUUUCCCCUCUUCUUCCCCCCCUGCUGUGGAAAUAUCGGUGAACAUUACUUGAUCGGUGAAGGAAAGUCAGAAGCAAUGAGUGGAAGUUACAGUUUGAACAGAUUCGAUAAAGAUGUACCGAGAUUUACAUUGUCUGACGAGGAGCAAAUAGAACUUGACAUCUACAAGAAAAAGCUGAGGAUUGAGAAUGAGAAGUACUUGCGUCAGCAUAUAGAAUUACCGAUUCUGUUGCAGAAGUUUACAAGGAGUGUGUUGAAGGAACAACCCACGGAUAUUGGUCAUUUUGCUUCAAAGUUCUUCGCCCAGACAAACCUUCGUAAUGAAAUUGAGCAGGAAAUCAGUUUAGCAUCACUUCGACGACAGUCAUGACUACGACAUGCCAGAAUCUGCUCGUGCAAAUUUGGUACAACUCUAUAUCAGUAUGUGCACUCCACAUGCUUCAUUCAUGUCUGACUGGCUUAUAACAUUCAUGUGCUGACUGGCUUAUAACUGUCACUGUAUUCUACGAAUACUAGUAUGCCGGCUAUGCAGGACUUCAUGUGUUUUACUGCUUCAAUCAGACUCAAUAAUUGAUGGAAUGUAAAGUUGAGGAAAUGGCAGUGCCGAUGUUAUCCGCGCAUUGCCACACACUACUGCUGCUGUUGCUGCAGUCUUCGAAGUUCACCUGUGUAAUAUGGCUGCCAACUAAUGCUAUAUUGAUGUCAUCUUGUUCUAGUGACCUUGCUGCAACUUUUGUACUAAAACAUACAGUCAAACAAUGAUCUCUCGUCUACUUCAGUACUAGACUAGAAUAAUGUAUUAUAUUGUUUUUCUAAGCACUCGCAGACUCCAUUGCAGCCAUUCACACAUUAUAGGGUACCUCACUUCUAACUCUCCAACUACGGUCUCUUUGCUGCAUAUGUUCACUUCACUUCCAAAAAAAAACAAAUAAUAUUAGAUAUAAAUUGAAUGCACCUUAUUAUUAUAUUGUUUUGUGCAAUAAUAACAUCACAAUGAGCUGUGAUGCAGCAAAUGUGGUUUUGGACUAAAUCACUUGAAGUAAAUGCUAGGCUAAAAGCAAAUUGUCUAUCCUGUCUGUAUGGUUCAUCAAGCAGGGACAAGCAUUUUAUCUGUAUGACGUAGCUGCACUUUUUAGAGCCAGGGGAAUCCCCCGUUCACCAUCCAGCAACCAUCAGUCCCAAUCAAUUUAGCAACGCGUCUGGGUCUCAAAAUCACAUACAACACUGUAGUUACAAUGUUGAACAUUGCCGUAUUUUCCAGAGUAUAAGUAUAAGCUGCACUUUGAACACAAGUAAUUCAUCCAAGUAGCUACAUUCACAUGCAGUCCUCACAGCGACGCAAGAAGACACCCCUUUCUAGUCUAUCCAACGUUCCUUCCCUUCUUUUCAGGACAGUACAGGGAAGGAUGAAAAGUAUGAUUAGGACUGGAAUAAUUAUUAUAAAGUUCAGCUCGGAUGGUGAGCCAAUUAUGGUAAAAAGGAGGAGGACAAAAAUCCCCUCUUGGACCAACCUGAGCCCUCCAAGUUGGAAGGUUGUUGGUUUGCGUCUCGGAGAAGUGUUGGAGCUAGGUGUCAGGUCGUUGAAUGUCUCAGUAUUCCUUGCCAGUUUGGUGCCAUUUUUGUCGCACUCGAUGACUGUAUAUGAUCUGGUUACGUUGGUGGACAGUUAGUCAUAACUCGUAACAUUUUAUCAUUCUCCUUUUUUACCAUAAUUGUAAUUAUACUAGUAAUUUGAUUACUUGUAAAUUUUAAUAAUGUCAGUCAGUUGUCUGAUGAUUGCCCAUGGGCAUGAAACCAAUAGUUACAACCGGA